This is a messenger RNA of Tribolium madens (black flour beetle), 345 nucleotides long. RefSeq lists its product as uncharacterized. The transcript is spliced from 3 exons. The coding region runs from base 1 to 345 and encodes 114 amino acids. The record is from RefSeq and is a predicted model, not a curated record. Lineage: Eukaryota; Metazoa; Arthropoda; Insecta; Coleoptera; Tenebrionidae.
AUGAAGUUGUUUUUAACAAUCCUGCUUUUAAGUUUCUACAUAUUCAAACUUAYUUUUGGCGCUGGUAAUGUAAAAUUCACUCUUCACAAACCCCAUCCUUUGCGAAAAGUUGSACGGUGUUACUACGAAGAAUAUGGUCAUCUUUCGGUAGGAAAAACUGACCCUAAAGACAAAUGCAUGUCUUUGAAAUGCCAUCCUGAUGGAAGUGUGACAGUUUUUGAGUGUGGACCACGUAUUUUCAAAGGUAUCCGGCGAUGUAUUAAAGAGAAACCAUUAGAGCCUUGGAAGCCUUGGCGUGAGUGUUGUCCAAUACACUGUCCCGAGAUGGGCAACCACUACAUGUAA